Punica granatum (pomegranate) is the source of this 3165-nucleotide messenger RNA. The record is from RefSeq and is a predicted model, not a curated record. Lineage: Eukaryota; Viridiplantae; Streptophyta; Magnoliopsida; Myrtales; Lythraceae.
AGAGCCCUCCUCUCACUCUCUCUCCUAACUCACCAGCUCCUAUCGCUCUCUCUCUCCCCCAUUUCCACUUUCUCUCUCUUCUGUGACAAUGGAAGACGAAGACCAGCAGAAGCUCACAGAUCUAGUGAAGGAGUUAGUCCUUCGCCUGCUCUCCCACGGAAGCCCUGCCUCCGCGCCCCCAAACCCUAACUCCCCCCACUUCCAGGCCUCCCUCCGCUACGCCGUCCGAAUCCUCUCCAGCCGCCUAACGCCCUCCGUCACCCCAGACGCCGCCGCCAUCGCCGAGUCCAUCAAGCGCUACCUUGCCACCCACGGAAAGUCCUCCCAGGCUCUCACCUUCGCCGAUCUGUACACCAAAUUCGCCUCCAAGACUGGCCCCGGGAGCGUCAACAACAAGUGGGCAGUCCUCUACUUGCUCAAAAUCAUCUCCGAGGAUCGGGCGAAAAAUGAGCUCGAUUCCCCGUCCCUGCUGCCCAAUCUGGAGUCCUUCGACGCCGAAUUGGGCGACAAAUCGAGGGUUUCACAGGAUAGGGAGAAUGGCAAAAUGGGGUGGGAUAAGGGCGUCCUAUUGGUGUCGAAGGAUCCCGAGAAUUUGCGUGAGUUAGCCUUUAAGGGGUACGCUGAUUUGGUGAAGGAAGAGAAUGAGGUGUCUGAGGAGGUUUUGGUGAGGGAUGUACUGUACGCUUGUCAGGGAAUAGAUGGUAAGUAUGUGAAAUUCGGUACCAUAGUUGAUGGAUACAUUUUGUCGGACAUAGUUAAUGUUCCUCGAGCAACGAGGACGAUGGUCCGGAAACUCUGCGAACUGGGUUGGUUAUUUAGGAAGGUUAAAGGGUAUAUAUCGGAAAGUAUGGAUCGGUUCCCUGCUGAGGAUGUGGGGACUGUAGGGCAAGCAUUUUGUGCUGCGUUGCAGGACGAAUUAUCUGAAUAUUACAAAUUGUUGGCUAUUCUUGAAGCUCAGUCCAUGAACCCGAUCCCUCUGGUCUCAGAGUCAGCCAAUUCGAGCAAUUACCUUACUUUAAGGAGAUUGUCUGUUUGGUUAGCUGAGCCCCUAGUGAAAAUGAGGUUGAUGGCAGUUUUGGUUGAUAAGUGUCGGGUUUUACGAGGCGGGGCAAUGGCAGGGGCCAUUCACUUACAUGCCCAACAUGGGGACCCACUUGUUCAUGAGUUCAUGAAACGGCUCCUCACUCGGGUCUGCUCUCCCAUGUUUGAGAUGGUAAGGAGCUGGGUCUUAGAAGGAGAGCUGGAGGACAUUUUCGCAGAAUUCUUCAUUGUGGGCCAGCAAGUAAAGGCGGAGUCUCUGUGGAGAGAAGGUUACCGGCUCCAGUCAGCGAUGCUCCCUUCCUUCAUAUCGAACUCUCUGGCUCAGAGAAUUUUGAGGACAGGGAAGUCGAUAAAUUUCCUACGUGUCUGUUGUGAGGACCGAGGCUGGGCAGAGGCUGCCUCGGAGGCCGCCUCGGCUGCAGGGACCACGACAAGGCGGGGCAGCUUAGGUUAUGGGGAGACAGAUGCCCUGGAAUCCCUCAUCGAUGAGGCGGCAAAGAGAAUCGAUAGGCAUCUGUUGGAUGUUAUGUAUAACAGGUACAAGUUUAAGGAACAUUGUCUCGCAAUUAAGCGGUAUCUUCUUCUAGGGCAAGGUGAUUUUGUUCAGUAUUUAAUGGACAUUGUUUGGCCUGAACUCUCUGAGCCUGCAAAUACUAUUGGUUCGUUCAAGCUUGCCGGGUUGCUUGAAAGUGCAGUUAGGUCCUCUAAUGCUCAGUAUGAUGAUCCCGAGAUAUUAGAUCGGCUAAGGGUCAAGAUGAUGCCCCAUGGUACCGGAGACAGGGGCUGGGACGUCUUUUCACUUGAAUACGAUCCUCGGGUUCCAUUAGAUACUGUAUUUACAGAGUCAGUUAUGGCAAAGUAUUUGAGAAUCUUUAACUUCCUGUGGAAACUUAGGCGGGUUGAGCAUGCCCUUAUUGGUGCAUGGAAGACCAUGAAACCAAACUGUAUCACUUCUCAGGCAUUCAUGAAACUGCAGCGAGCUGUCAAAGUGCAGCUUCUCUCAACAUUAAGGAGGUGCCAGGUGCUGUGGAAUGAGAUGAACCACUUUGUGACGAACUUGCAGUACUAUAUCAUGUUUGAAGUCUUGGAAGUCUCAUGGUCGAAUUUCUCUCAUGAGAUGGAGGUAGCCAAGGAUCUCGAUGAUCUCCUCAGUGCACAUGAGAAGUACCUUAACUCAAUCUUGGAGAAAUCUCUUCUGGGUGAACGGUCUCAGGCGCUUCAUAAGUCGUUGUUCAUCCUCUUUGACCUCAUCCUACGAUUUCGAAGUCACGCAGACCGAUUGUCUGAAGGAAUUCACGAGCUACAAGCAAGAACCAGUGAGUCGUCUUUAGCUUCAAGAGACAAAAACAAGUCCCGUAGGCGGGUGAAUGACGGACCUUCAGAAACCAGUUCAUGGGCCGCUGAUGGACGGAAGGCCCUAACACAACGCGCGGGUGAAUUUCUUCGAAACAUGCGGCAAGAUUUGGAUUCUAUAUCCAAGGAGUACACAUCAUUGCUUGAGGGCUUCUUGUCCCAGCUGCCGGUUCAGCAACAUGUGGAUCUGAAGUUCCUCAUGUUCCGCCUUGACUUCACUGAAUUCUACAGCAGGCUGGGUCUCAACAAAUCAUAAAGACCGUCAAAAGCAAACCAAAGGAACUAUUCAAUUCUUUAUUGAUUGGAUGAAACACGUAUCCACUGAUUAUUGGUUCUCAUGGCAUGGAUGGGUACUCAUGCCGCAUCAGGACCUGGGCUUGUCCACGUUUUCAUUGGUUUAGUGUUAGGUAAGUAGAAUCUUCUUGGCUCCUUACAGUUAGAUCUUUGGUUGAGACAAGUUUCUUUGUCUGGGGGCUUAGAAUGUGUCAUUCUGUGCAGAGGACAGGAGGUUUUGUUUGCUUGUUUCGGGUUGUUUUAACUGAUUGGAAGAUUUCGCUGUGUUACUGAUCGAGGUGUCGAACUGAAGCUGACGUUGAAGUUGCGGAAGCUUUUUCGAAUUCUCGACAGUCUUUGACGUGUGCUGGUUGGUGUCUUACUGGGGGCUGUAUUUUCUUCUAAAGGAUGUACAUUUGUAACAUAAAUGUUCAAAUGGCUUGAGCCAUAUUUGACCCUGCAAUUCAUUGAAUCAAUGCAUACUUCUUUUGUGGUUCU